This is a messenger RNA of Gekko japonicus, 2900 nucleotides long. RefSeq names its product TBC1 domain family member 22B (gene TBC1D22B). The transcript has 13 exons. Lineage: Eukaryota; Metazoa; Chordata; Lepidosauria; Squamata; Gekkonidae. The record is from RefSeq and is a predicted model, not a curated record. Gene Ontology annotation, molecular function: GTPase activator activity. The coding region runs from base 137 to 1645 and encodes 502 amino acids. Gene Ontology annotation, biological process: activation of GTPase activity.
UAGAGGGGACUAGCUACGGGGCCCCUGGAGGGAGGCGGUGAGGCGGCCUCGGCCCGAGGCUCCUACAGGGGCCCACCGCUCUGGCUUGUCCCUUCACCCACAGAGCUGGUGGGGGACUCGAUCUCCGGCUCCAGCCAUGGCUGCGGAAAGCAGUAAGCAGUUCUGGAAGCGGAGCGCGAAGCUGCCGGGCAGUAUUCAGCCUGUUUAUGGUGCUCAACACCCUCCCCUGGAUCCCCGGCUCACCAAAAACUUCAUUAAAGAACGCUCCAAGGUCAGUGCCCUGCCAAUGAAGAAUAAGAAGGCCAGCAGUUUUCAUGAGUUUGCCCGUGACACUAGUGAUGCCUGGGACAUUGGGGAUGAUGAAGAUGAGGACUUCUCAUCUUUCCAGACCUUGAACUCUAAGGUGGCCAAGGCCACAGCAGCACAGGUGUUGGAGAACCACAGCAGGCUGCGUGUGAAACCUGAGCGACCUCAGGCGGUUCUGAAUGAAGUACCAAACAACUGCAAAGUUAUCAAAUCUAAUAGUGAGGCCCAACUGUCCAGAACUGAGGAUGGCUAUAUGCGCAACCCACUCCACAAACAACAGUCUCUCCCACUCCGACCCAUCAUUCCACUUGUUGCUCGCAUCUCUGACCAAAAUGCUUCAGGGGCUCCUCCAAUGACAGUGCGUGAGAAAACCCGCUUGGAGAAAUUCCGGCAACUCCUGUCCAGCCACAACACUGACUUAGAUGAACUGAGGAAAUGCAGCUGGCCUGGCGUCCCCAGAGAGGUUCGGCCUGUGACGUGGAGACUUUUAUCAGGUUAUCUCCCUGCCAACAUGGAGCGGAGGAAACUGACAUUGCAGCGCAAACGAGAGGAGUAUUUUGGCUUUAUUGAGCAGUAUUAUGACUCUAGAAAUGAGGAACACCAUCAAGAUACAUACCGGCAGAUCCAUAUAGACAUUCCACGGACAAAUCCCCUCAUCCCUCUAUUUCAGCAGCCGCUAGUUCAGGAGAUCUUUGAACGAAUCCUGUUUAUUUGGGCCAUUCGACACCCAGCCAGCGGCUACGUGCAGGGGAUUAAUGACCUGGUCACUCCAUUCUUUGUCGUGUUCCUCUCUGAAUAUGUUGAAGAAGAUGUGGAGAAUUUUGAUGUUACAAACCUGUCUCAGGAUGUGCUGCGGAGCAUUGAAGCCGACAGCUUUUGGUGUAUGAGCAAAUUGCUGGAUGGGAUACAGGAUAACUACACAUUUGCACAGCCAGGGAUCCAAAAGAAAGUUAAAGCACUGGAGGAACUCGUGAGCCGUAUUGAUGAGCAGGUACACAAUCACUUUAGGAAGUAUGAAGUGGAAUACCUGCAGUUUGCCUUUCGCUGGAUGAACAAUUUACUGAUGAGGGAGCUUCCUCUUCGCUGCACCAUUCGCCUUUGGGAUACUUACCAGUCUGAGCCAGAGGGAUUCUCUCAUUUCCAUUUAUAUGUUUGUGCUGCAUUCUUGAUUAAGUGGCGGAAAGAGAUCUUGGAUGAAGAGGACUUCCAGGGCCUUCUAAUGUUGCUACAAAACUUACCUACGAUACACUGGGGCAAUGAAGAGAUUGGACUCCUCCUUGCUGAAGCCUACAGACUCAAGUACAUGUUUGCAGAUGCCCCCAAUCACUACCGCCGAUAGGUGCCAGGGAUCUGCCUCUACAUCCCAACGUGCUGGCCCAAUCCCGAUCACUGUGGCAUUUCAUCACCCUUGUUCUCGGACACUCCAAAUAGGACCCACUCUUUGCUGUAAAAAGCUCACAUCAGACUUCUGUCUUAACUUCUGUGUGUGCCUGCUUGCCACUCCAUGUGUGGAUGUGCCACUCAAAGAACCAUUGGUGUCCCAUCCUGUGAUGGUGGCCUGAGCUUGGCUGGUGGCUGUGGGUCAUCUAAGCCUUGGAGCCUCAUGUUAACCAGUCUAAGCACAGACACACUUGCGUACUCCCAGCUGGGUCUGUGUUUUCCUCCAGAUGCUGUUCAAUCAAACUCCCUAAUGAAGAUGCCUUAUAAAGAGUCCUGCCCAGGGGAUGGCAGUGCCGUUGGACACAAGAAGCUCUCAGGGCUUAGCUUCACUCUGUGUGUCUGAAGUGCAACAUUUCAGUGGUCAACACGAAAGAGACGUGCUCUCCUCUCUCAUACAUGCAUACUGUCUUGCCGCAUGUCUCUCUGCGUAGGGUGGUGCGCACAUGUUGAAAAGGCUGUCUUGUCCACACACAGUUCAAAAUGACACAACUGAAUAAGACAGGACUCUUCCUGUGACUGUGACUGACUGACUGACUUGUGUCCAUUGAGCUGGAGGGUGAAGGGAGCUGUGCUUCUAAGAAUCCCCUUUCCAUGACAAUGACACUCCUCCUCCAAUGCAUUAUGUGUAUAUUGUGUUCUUGUGUAUAUGGGUAAAAGAUGUACAUUAUAAGUCUUCUGUUUGUAGCAGAUAUGAUUUUAUAUUUAUAAUGUGCGUUUCAAGCGUGUAAAGGCUGCUUAGGUUACAAAGAACAGUGGACCUCCUGCCUCCCCUGCUUGUUGGGGUUCUGGAGCUGUCAGCACACCUGCACUAGCACAUUUUUCAGAUCCGAGUGUUUCGUUUGUAUCAGGAAUACUUGACUCCAAAGCAAAGUCGGCAUUGUAUGACCUCCAGCGCCAAGGAGGUGGUGGGUUUAAGAAGCUUGCUGCUGGAACAGGCAUUUUGGACUCGCUGUGAAGGGACCUGAAGAGUACCUCCCUCCUCAUCCACACUGGAGCAUGCCCUUUGAAAAACACUGAAGCACUCUGUCCUCUUCAAGCAUUGCAGUGGUGGCUUGGACCAUUAAUGUUCAUUGCUGUAGCAGUCUCUUUAGAAGAGGAAUGAGUCCUGGUCUACAUCUCUUGGCUCCUCUCCUUAAUUGAACCCCCCCCCCAGU